Messenger RNA from Glarea lozoyensis ATCC 20868, 2070 nucleotides. RefSeq lists its product as uncharacterized. Gene Ontology annotation, biological process: transmembrane transport; amino acid transport. Gene Ontology annotation, cellular component: membrane. The transcript is spliced from 11 exons. Lineage: Eukaryota; Fungi; Ascomycota; Leotiomycetes; Helotiales; Helotiaceae. The coding region runs from base 1 to 2070 and encodes 689 amino acids. The record is from RefSeq and is a predicted model, not a curated record.
AUGUUAUAUGCUCCAAUACAGCUCGAGGAGAAGAGCGCACUGUCGCGAGCUGGCCGCAGUAUAUCCGCAAUAGUGCUUUCAACGAUGGAGUCCCCUGCGCGAGACCAAGAAGCAUACGUACCGUCUUCAAGCUUACGUAGUUUUGGCUCCGAGGAAAGCUAUGGUCAAACCCCGCGCCAUGAGACUGACUUGUCAAAUCAGACUCAAGAGUCUGAGGCUACCACGAAGGGUAUUCUUGGGGAGCGUAACCAUAAUGGUGAAACCCAAUUAGGGCUUCCACAGACAGAUCAUGGGAGUGACAGUCGUUCUGUCCACUCGAUCGGUCAAUAUAAACAGAUAAGUCAGGAUCUAAAGAAUUGGCAGAUAUUCUUCAUUGUAAUCUCUGGCACAAUAGGUUUAGGCCUUUUCGUUGACACAGGUGAGAUUUUGCGCAUUGCCGGUCCAGGAGGAGGUCUUCUGGCAAUUUGCGUUGUUGGGAUUGGGGUUAUAUUACUCAUGGCUGGAGUUGCCGAAAUGAUUAAUCAUUGGCCGAUCUCAGGUGCUUUGGUCGAAUUCGUCCGGACCUUUGUAGAUAACGAGUUAGGGAUUGUGCUUGGUAUUGCUUACUGGCUUGCUUACUCGAUUACCUUCGGUACGUUACUCUCGGCGCUAGUCGACCUUGGCCGAUAUUGGAAUUGGCCUGGAAUAUGGCAGGCUAUGGCUUUUUGUAUUGGGUCGCCGAUACUCAUACUGUUCAUCAACAUCAAUGGUGUUUACGUUUAUGGAUUCAUUGAAAGUAUAGCUGGAGCUAUUAAGCUCCUUCUUGUCUUCGGAUCCCUUAUCACAAUGUUUGUGAUUAAUAAUGCAGAGCUCGAAGGAGAGCCGAAGAUUGGAAGCAAAUACAUAAGUCAGGGGUUCCAAGCAGAUUCAAGAAUUACCACAUCUCCAUUUGUCGCAAUUCUUGCAGGAAUACCAAUUGCAACUUAUGCUUAUGCUGGUGUCGAGAUCGUAGCGGUUACGGCCCUAGAAGCGAAAGACUCAAAAGCUGUUCGAUGGCCAGCAUAUUGGGUGCCGCGUAUCAUUUUCGUCACAUACGCCCUGGGCACCCUAGGUUUUUAUUUAAAUGUGUCGUGGGAGAACCCACUGCUUCCAUCAAUAUCGAAAAGAGCGACAGGCGGGACUACCACGGGCGCAUCUAUCCUCAUCAUUGCCGCUAGAAAAUCAGCAAUCCCUCAUCUCGCAGGGUUUCUCAACGUCACGCUUAUAUUGACAGUGUUGAGCUCUGCCAAUACUGCCUUGUAUGUGGCGUCAAGAACAUUGUACGGCCUUACUAGGGAAUUUCAAGUAGAGCAAAGGGCGGUGUUUUGGAAAAGAUGGAUCUCAGAACUUGGAACCACGCAUCAUACCAACAAUGUUCCAAUCAAAGCAGUCCUCACGUCCUUUGUUCUUUUUGGCUGGCUUCCAGCUGUGCAUAUCGCUAGAUCAGAUCAAUCGUUCCAAGAAAUACUUAGCGGUAUCGCAACGGUAUCUGUAGUUCUUGUUUGGUCAGCUCAGUGCCUUGCCUUUAUCCGCUAUCGAAAAUGGUUAAGCAAGCACCCAAACGAUCUUCACACACAAUUUGAAAAGUUCUCAUCAAAAGGACUAGACACCGGCUAUCUAUCACAUUUUCAGCCUCUACCCGCUUAUCUUGGACUUAUUGGAUGUCUUGUAACGGUGGUUGGAUUUAGUACCGCGAGCUGGUGGGAGGGCGGAUCGAAUGCGACAAGUGUUCUCGCGGCAUUUUUGCUCCCGGCUCUUCUUGUCUUGUUUUGGACAUGUCUAAAGAUUGCCUCACCAGAUCCUACCUUUAGCUCCUUCGGGUUUGGUGUAAAUUUAAGUGGUGAUUUUUCCGAUCUGCGAGAUGUUAUUACAAAGCUUGAUGGCAUGAUCUGUAAGCCAGAGCCAGAGCCAGCGUCUUUGGGCUCGCGGAGUGGAGGUUGGGAAAUUCCCAUUAACAACAGUCAGGCGAUGCACUGCGAAGCUAAUUCUCUCAACAAUGAACUGCAAAGAGAUUCGAAUGAUUCGCAUCGGACUGGCCCUGAGCCUGUCUGA